AUGACGGACUUCCAGACGGCUUCCAGCUCCCUGGAGGAAAUCAAAAACCUAUGCAGCGAGCUGCUGAACGCAACGGAGGAGGAGGUGUUCAACAAGCUGAGUCUAUAUGACGAGUUGGAAAAAAAGUUGAAGAAAAUACAACCAAUAAUAACUCGCAUACGUAUUCGUAGGAACGAGAAGGAUGAAUCGAAGAGGACAUAUGGAGAAAAGAUGAUUAAAAAUGUGGACACUCUCCUGGAGAGGUAUGAUAUGGUUUAUAACAUCUACGAGGAGGAACUGACUAUUUUUAGAGAAAACUACGAAAUUGAGAAAAAGAAAAUUAUUGCGAAUAAGUUGCUACAGGAGCAGCAACGGAAGGAGCAUGAAGCGCAGCUACUCAACAGGGGGAGAGAAGAAACCAAAGUGGAACACUUGACGAUUCAGAGGAUGAAUGAAGAAAAAAUGAGGGCUCUACAAAACACACAAGAAGAUCAUGCGCAGAGGAUGAAGCGGGUGGAAACAAUAAAGGCCAUCAUUCAGGAGAAGUGUGGCUUCCUCUGUGACGAGAUUGCUGCGGCGUGCGACCGUGACGCGGCCGUGCAGUACGUGCAUGCUCAGCUGGGGGGGCCUCCGGGCGGAGCGAACACGGCCAACGGUGCCAACGGGGCGAACACGGCCAACGAUGCGAACGAUGCCAACGCCGCCAACGAUGCCACCACCGCCAACCUUGCCACCACCGCCAACCUUGCCACCACCGCCAACCUUGCCACCACCGCCAACCUUGCCACCACCGCCAACCUCGCCAACCCCGGCAACGGUGCGGUCCACCUCGUCGACUGCCUCUACCUGGUGUACAAGCAAAACGAGUUCAAGCCAUUCAAGGAGGCACUCCAAAAUAUCAUCGAGUACCUAACCCACUUGGUCAAAAACGUAGACAAUGAGCAAAUGAAACUCAUAAAUCUCAUGAACGAACAGUUCCAAAAAAAUAUUCUUUCCAAGAAGGGGACUCUUCUCCUAUUCGUUUUAAUUGGGUACGUGGUGAAAAGGCCGGGAGACGUGUUGCAUGUGCUGAAGAAGCUUAACAGGUCAGUGGACGAGAAAAAUAUUUAUAUGUAUUUGGAAGAACCAGACAUCGCUGCUGACUAUGAGGGGUGGAAGUGCUGGUACGAUGGUCUGCAAACUGCGCUCGAUGUGUUGUGCUCCUUCUCCCGCUGCGUGAACAAGUAUUGCGAUGUCCCCUCGGAUGAGCAGGUGCGCUCGGCUUUUUUGUACUUGCGGAGGAAGUUUGGCGAGGUGAGAAGUGCGACGGGGUUAGAAGUGUGA
Messenger RNA from Plasmodium cynomolgi strain B, 1302 nucleotides. RefSeq lists its product as hypothetical. The record is from RefSeq and is a predicted model, not a curated record. The transcript has a single exon. NCBI's taxonomy places the organism in Eukaryota, Apicomplexa, Aconoidasida, Haemosporida, Plasmodiidae. The coding region runs from base 1 to 1302 and encodes 433 amino acids.